AUGUCGAUGUUUGUAAAAAAUGCUGCUGCUAGUUACCUGGGUGAAUUUAAUGGAGGGAGAAAUCCAUUCACUGAAGAAUACGAGGUUCAGGAAAAAUCCAGACUUCAUGGAACAGUUCGUGCAGUGAUUAAAAGUAGAGAUAAGCCCAUUCCAGAAUAUAUUCCCUCUGAAAUUCAACACAUGAUUAAAUCUGUUAGAAAAAAAGCUUAUCGAAGAGAAUUAAUGUUUCGAGUUUCUGGAAUUAAAUUUGGAUGGCUGAAUGUUCUACAGUUGCUCCCUGUAGUUGGUGGACUUAUUGGGCUCUAUUUCCAAUAUAGUUUAAUCCUAGAAAUUCAAGAGGUUAUUGGUAAGAUUCCAGCAGAUCUAAAGGCCAAAUUUUCCUUUAAUAUUAUUGUUGAUUUUUUGUUAAACUUAAUACCCAUUAUUGGUGAUUUCUUAAGUGCCCUAUACAAGCCAAAUUGUAGAAAUGUAAUGGCUUUGGAAGCUCAUUUGGAUAAUCAAUAUAGGCCAGGUAAAUCAGAAGGUUUCUUUUCUUCUUUAACCCAUCAUAGCAAAAAAACUGAAGAUUACCCGCCAUCAUCAGUUGAUACUAAAGUUGAUAUUCUAUCUGGAGCUAAUACUAUAAAUAGUUCAGCAUUUAAGCCUUCAGAACCACCAGUAUAUUCUCCUACAGAUCCAGCUAGUAGUGACAGUACAAGAAUUCCAACUAGCGGUUUAUCUGCUCGUGCGGCUGGGUCGCCUGCACAUAUUAACACUAAUACAAGAAAACCAACUUCUAGUAAGUGA
Henningerozyma blattae CBS 6284 is the source of this 786-nucleotide messenger RNA. RefSeq names its product DUF4112 domain-containing protein. The record is from RefSeq and is a predicted model, not a curated record. The coding region runs from base 1 to 786 and encodes 261 amino acids. NCBI's taxonomy places the organism in Eukaryota, Fungi, Ascomycota, Saccharomycetes, Saccharomycetales, Saccharomycetaceae. The transcript has a single exon.